AUGCACAGGAUUCUCCCCCGAGCCGCCUCCUUCCUCGACGCGGCCGCGGCCCCGGCCCGGCCGCUGCUGCCCUCCUCCCGCAUGCCCGCGCUCCGCCUGGCAGGUCCGUCCCUCUCCACUUGCUCGGUACCGAGCACCGCGCGCCCCCGCCCCCUGCCGUGGCUGCGCUGCGGUGGUGACGGCGCGGUCGCGAGGAGGGGGCUCUGCUGCUCCGCUGAGGCGGCGAGGCGCGGGGAUAUUGCCGCGGGAGAGGGAGAGGGAGAGGAAGAUGAAGAGGGUAGGGCCUCCAGAGGAGGUGGGGGUCGUCAUUCGCCAGAGAGGAGGCAGAGAGGCCGGGGCGAUGCGGCGACGGGGAGCGGGGAGCUGCUCGCCAUUCCUGGGGUCGGGCCGCGGAACCAGAGGAAGCUCGUUGAGAAGGGAUUCGAUGGCGUGGCGCCGCUCAAGCAGCUCUAUCGGGAUAAGUUCUUUGGCAAGUCUGAUGAGAAGAUGGUUGAGUUCUUGCAAAGUUCAGUUGGCAUCAUACACAAGAACCAUGCUGAGAGUAUAACUUUGUUCAUUAAAGAGAGCAUUGAUGAGGAGGUGAAAGACACUGACACAUCUAAGCCUUGCAGAAGAAAGAGGCUCACCUUUUGUGUUGAAGGGAAUAUCAGUGUCGGGAAAUCUACAUUCCUUCAAAGAAUUGCCAACGAGACUAUCGAACUACGUGACCUUGUGGAAAUAGUACCUGAACCUGUUGCAAAGUGGCAGGAUAUUGGGCCUGAUCACUUUAACAUACUUGAUGCUUUCUAUGCUGAACCACAGAGGUAUGCUUACACUUUCCAGAAUUACGUCUUUGUGACAAGGGUGAUGCAAGAGAGGGAGUCUUCAAGUGGAAUAAAGCCUCUCCGGCUGAUGGAAAGAAGUGUUUUCAGUGAUAGAAUGGUUUUUGUCCGUGCUGUUCAUGAAGCUAAGUGGAUGAACGAGAUGGAAAUCAGCAUUUACGAUUCCUGGUUCGACCCAGUUGUGUCAUCUCUCCCGGGUCUUGUCCCUGAUGGUUUUAUUUAUCUAAGAGCUAGCCCUGACACCUGCCACAAAAGAAUGAUGGUUCGGAAAAGGUCUGAGGAGGGUGGUGUCAGUCUUGAUUACCUUCAAGGUUUGCAUGAGAAACAUGAAAGCUGGCUACUUCCGUCCAAAGGGCAAGGUUCUGGUUUGUUGUCAGUCAGUCAGCUUCCAAUUCAUAUGGAGGGCUCACUACAUCCAGAAAUACGAGAUCGAGUGUUCUUCCUGGAAGGAGAUCAUAUGCAUUCUAGUAUCCAGAAGGUUCCUGCUCUGAUCCUGGACUGUGAAAAUGACAUUGAUUUUAACAAGGACAUUGAAGCUAAACGACAAUAUGCUCGUCAAGUUGCGGAGUUCUUCGAAUUUGUGAAGAAAAAGAAUGAAGCUCUUCCUGCUGAGACAAGUGAUGGUGACAAGAGUAUAAGCCCACAGGUUAUGCUUCCUGGCAAAGGUGAUUUGUGGUUCCCUGGAGGCAGCCCUUUACCAAAAUCUGCUCUAGGAUCUCUUGAAUUCAGACGGGCGAUGUCGUCCUUCCUCCCAAAGUAG
Triticum turgidum subsp. durum (durum wheat) is the source of this 1581-nucleotide messenger RNA. The record is from the annotation of a GenBank genome assembly. NCBI's taxonomy places the organism in Eukaryota, Viridiplantae, Streptophyta, Magnoliopsida, Poales, Poaceae.